Messenger RNA from Daldinia childiae, 1623 nucleotides. Its product is annotated as Heavy metal tolerance protein. The record is from RefSeq and is a predicted model, not a curated record. Gene Ontology annotation, biological process: transmembrane transport. Gene Ontology annotation, cellular component: membrane. The transcript has 6 exons. Bases 1 to 1623 code for a protein of 540 amino acids. Gene Ontology annotation, molecular function: ABC-type transporter activity; ATP binding; ATP hydrolysis activity. Lineage: Eukaryota; Fungi; Ascomycota; Sordariomycetes; Xylariales; Hypoxylaceae.
AUGUCAAACAGGUGGAACUCCGAAAAUUAUCUAUCUUCCACAAUUAGUGUCACGCUUUUUUAUGCGGCAGGACUCCUUCCCGACCCUGAUGUUCCUUAUACCGUAACAGAGACCCAAAGCCACAUGUGGGCGAUUAGUCUUAUAUUCGAAAUUGCGUUGCUCUAUAUUCAGACUCAAGCCCUUCCGAGACCAGUCUCUGUAAUUCCUGGAAUAGCAUCCUUCCAAGUUGCCCUUUCAGGGCUACGAAUAGUUGUCCUCUGCACUUUGGUCGGGUUAUACGUUCUUACAAGACCUAUAAAUGUCACAGGCUCAGCCGAGGAAAGAGAAAGUCUGUUUGAUGAGCAUGCACAGAAUAAUACGAUGUACGGUUCGUCUCCGAGCCAGGCGAAAGGAGCCACCCCGGUUAGAUCGGGCGAUGCGCAAACAACAACGUGGUUGGACUAUCUCUUGGGGUUUGGAAGGCUCUUCCCGUUUCUCUGGACUGACGCCCUGCUUUUGUAUGAGACCGUUCAUUAUAGUAGUGCCUUGCCAACAGAGAUAUCAAGGUUUGGGAAACUUAUAUCUUCCUUCCAGAAAGCGGAGUAUAAUGUUUUCUUCUCCUUGAAUCUACUUAACGCAGUGCAGAACGGUGUCUUUACAGUCGGAGUUGCGCUAGUCUGCUACCUUAACGCCUAUCAGAUUUCGAUGGACAUGCAGCCGGUAGCAAUGUUCGUCACAUUGCUGACUUAUAUGGCUCAGCUGCAAGCGCCAUUGAAUUUCUUUGGGAGCUUCUACACGCAGGUACAGAAUAAUCUCGUAGACGCAGAGCGAAUGCUAAAUCUUUUUAAAGAAGAGCCAACUGUAGUAGACCGCGAGGGUGCCGUAGAACUAAGAAGUUGCAAGGGAAAUAUCUCGUUCUCUGAUGUUUCUUUCUCAUAUAACAAUAAUCAUCGCGCCCUUCACAACAUUUCAUUUGAUGUCAUGUCUGGUACCUCUACGGCUAUUGUUGGAGAGAGUGGGAGUGGAAAAUCCACGAUACUCAAGCUUCUAUUUCGAUUUUACGAUGUGGAUAGCGGUGCGAUAAAGAUAGACGGCAUAGAUAUUCGUGAUAUGAAGUUGGAAAGCCUACGCGACUUCAUCGGCGUCGUACCGCAAGACACCAUUCUCUUCAAUGAUACUGUGAUGUUUAACCUCAUGUACGCAAAGCCUGAUUCUACAGAGUCGGAAGUCUACGAGGCAUGCAAAGCAGCAAGCAUCCACGAUAAAAUCAUACGCUUUCCACAAGGAUAUUUGACUAGCGUUGGGGAAAGGGGUUUGAAGCUCUCAGGGGGAGAAAAGCAAAGGAUUGCUAUUGCUCGCGCAUUCCUUCGUUCGCCUAGAAUCUUAUUAUUAGACGAGGCUACGGCGUCACUGGAUUCACAGACUGAGAAACAGAUCCAAUCGGCUUUAGCAAAGGUCUCGGAGGGUAGAACUACUCUUAUGAUAGCCCACCGGCUCUCGACGAUUGCCAAAGCAGAUCAAAUCAUUGUUUUACACCAAGGCGGCAUUGUUGAAAGGGGGAGGCACACGGACCUCUUGGCGAAAAGGGGUUAUUAUGCGCAGAUGUGGGAAAAGCAGAUGCAAGAGGAGGAAAACAAAGAGUAA